Molecule: messenger RNA, 1791 nt
Organism: Opisthocomus hoazin
Lineage: Eukaryota; Metazoa; Chordata; Aves; Opisthocomiformes; Opisthocomidae
Source: RefSeq, a predicted model, not a curated record
AUGGUCACCAUCGCUGCGGAAGCUUCUCGGUUGGCGUUACGUGUGCGUGGGUCGGUUCCGCUGCUCGCCGUUCAUCGGCGCGCUCCGUUCGAUCGUGGUGGCACCCCGCGACUGCGCCGUGGAAGGCGCCGAAGGAAGAGAAGACGUCUUGGAGUGUGGAGAAAUGUGAAGAAGCAGCUGUCGGUGCUGGGACAGCAAACGAGACCGUGGCUGGCUGCGGUGACGGGUGGCUCUGGACGCGUCGGCCGGCGCGGGUGGCCCUUCUGCGUCGGUCAGGCGAAGCGAGCAGGGGAGAGUCGCACGGUUCGUGGCUGCUGUUACAAACGUGUUGAUGAUUGGCCCUUGAUGCAGUCUCCAUUUCCAACACUGACUAUAAGCACUAUUUAUCUCCUCACUGUCUGGCUGGGCCCCAAAUGGAUGAAGACCAGAGAGCCCUUCCAGUUACGUUUCCUGUUGGUUGUUUACAACUUUGGGAUGGUUCUACUCAACUUCUUCAUUUUCAAAGAGCUGUUUUUGUCAUCAAGAGCUCGAGGGUACAGCUAUGUCUGCCAGACAGUGGAUUAUUCAGAUAAUGUUUAUGAAGUUAGGAUAGCUGCUGCUUUGUGGUGGUAUUAUGUCUCUAAAGGAAUUGAGUACUUGGAUACAGUAUUCUUCAUCCUGAGGAAGAAAUUUAACCAAAUUAGUUUCCUUCAUGUCUAUCACCAUUUCACCAUGUUCACCUUGUGGUGGAUUGGUAUUAAGUGGGUUGCAGGUGGACAAGCUUUUUUUGGAGCUCAGAUGAAUGCAUUUAUUCAUGUCAUUAUGUACAUGUAUUACGGAUUAGCUGCCUGUGGCCCUAAAUUUCAGAAAUACCUGUGGUGGAAACGGUACUUGACCAUAUUGCAAUUGGUGCAGUUCCAUGUGACUAUUGGCCACACAGCCUUGUCUAUUUAUAUUGAUUGUCCUUUCCCUAAAUGGAUGCACUGGGGUGUAAUUUUCUAUGCUGUCACCUUCAUUUUCUUGUUUGGUAACUUCUACUAUCGGACAUAUAAGCUGCCCAAGGAACCCUUAAAGAAUGGCAAAGUAGCAAAUGGUGCUGUUGCAAAUGGAGUAAGCAAACCAGAAAAGAACGCAGUGGUGGAAAAUGGAAAGAAGCAGAAAAAGGGAAAAGCAAAAGGAGAGUAACUUGAUCCAGGCCUUAACCAUUGUUGGCAGUGAGGAACCUCGAGUUUGGUUUAUAAAACGAAGAAAAAACCACUCUCUGUACCAAUUAACCUUAGGUUGCUGAAGAGCUAGAACACAGGUAUUUUCAUUAUUUAUGAAGAUUGUUUUAAGAACAACACUAAAGUUGAAUUUCUAUUGUAAUUAUGUAAUUGUCAUGCAUAUGGUCGCUGUGUAAACUUGUAGACUGCUGGUGUUGGUGAAUGUAAGGAAGAAUUGCAGUUGACUCCAUGUUUAGCAGUCAAAAAGUUAAUACUGCCAUUGAUACAGGCAGUUUUGUUGGCACCCUCAUUUCUUUGGGGGGGGGAGGGGAAGGAAGUAGUGUUUGGAUACUUGUGUUUUCUUUCCAGAAAAUUAUUAAAUUUCAAAUUAUGAUGUCUUAUCUAAUCAGAAUGUGCAACUUUUCUUGUCCUCCAUGGAGAAUAUCUUCACACACAUUAUGUUUGUGCUGUCAGAACAGUGUUUGACUUUUCAGACAUUACUUGAUUUAACUGUCAUUUACAGGUUUGUUUUUUUUUUCUUGUGUGGAAAUAUACCUACCUCUUCAUCUGCUGGAAAGAAUAUUGAGCAUUAAAUAACUGGUUUCUGAAA